AUGAAAUCGACGAGAAUCAAAUCGAGGCCGACACAUUUGAUACGGAAAUACCUCCGUUACCAGAAAUGGCUCCUGCGCUUGACGAAGACCGAAGUGAACCAUCAAAACGUUUGUUCCAUGUAUUAUAUAUCAAGAUUAGCGGUGGAUAACUACUGUGAGUAUUCUGACACCCUUCGACAGAGCAUCGAAUCGUUUUCUCUGUUGUGUAAAUCUCCCAAGUUCGAGGAAAAGCGUGAAUUUGCUCUCCCAUCAGGUCAGAAAUUGCCUCCAAAUGUGUUGAAAGAGCUUUCUUUCCCUUACAUAUCCAUUCAGAGUCGAUCUGGAUCGAUCGAGAUCCAACGAAAUCCAAACAUGGACGAGUUAGAGAGUUUGCUUGGAGAAUCGGAAGCACUCUCAGUGCUCCAGUUUAUCCUCCAGUCUCGACUUGAUAAGGAAGAUGAUUCAAAGCACAUGUACACAUUACCUCCUCAGGAAGAUAAGGAGAAACGCCGUCAACUGCACUUAUUUUUCAAAAAGAAAUACCCGUUCAUUCAUACCUCUACCAGUCAAUCCAGUAUUGUUCUCUCCACACAGCGAAGUUUGAAACGAAAUCGCAAUCGAAGAGAACCUUCGAAACGAACAGAGGUUUCCUUUCAUGGAAUCCUGCGAUUUGUACUCAAGAAAACGAACAUCGAGCUCUUUUCUCUUAAAUCGCGUCUUUGCCAGCUUCUCCACAUCCACGAGCGUGCUUUAGCCUUUGCGGGCAUCAAAGAUAAAAAGGCCGUUACCACACAGUUUGGCACUGUCCGCAAUAUCACGGCAGAUCAACUGCUGGCGGCUUGCUCGCAGCUUCGCGAUGUUGAAGUCGGCGGGUUCUCGUAUGUUUCGAAAGAAAUCGAAAUAGGGCAGUUAUGGGGAAACAGAUUCAUCUUGACAUUGCGAAACGUUUCUUGCUCGUGGAAGGACUGCGUUCAAAACUUGAAAGCGAUGAAUCGCUUGGGAUUUGUGAACUAUUUUGGAACGCAACGACUUGGACAGCGAGAUGAAUCCUCGAGCAUUCCUUCCCAAAUAGGGUGUUAUCUGCUCCAAAAGCAAUGGGGAAAGGCAGUUCGUCUCUUCUUGGAGCCCAGCGCCGUGUUUACAGUUCGUUUGAUCCUCUCGAUUCAUACUCAGGACGACAAUUCCAUCGAAUCUCUUCAGCUGUUCCACGAAGGAGACAUCAAAGGAGCGAUUAAACACUGUUCCAUUUCCUCAUAUGUCUUGCUUGCCAUUCUUCGCACGAUCAAUCGAUUCGGCUAUGACAACUUCAAGCAGCAGUUCGACGAUCCAUCUUCUCAGCAAUCCGAGCUUUUCCUGUCCAUUCUGCGCGCGAUUCCCUCUGAACAGCUCACCUUCUACGUCAAAGCCUUCCAAUCGCUGCUCUUCAACAAGGUUCUGCAGUGGCGAGUCCAGCACUUCCACGAAGCAAUUCUCCCAGGCGAUGUAUUUCUCCACGAAGACUCGCUCGCUUCGGAAGGCUGCUUGCGUGAGGUUGUGUUGCCUCUCUGCGGAUACGAUGUGAAGCUUCCCUCGAACGAAGUGGGCGAGUACUAUGAUCGGAUCUUAAAAGAGACGGUGGGCUGGGGAAUGGAAGGUUUUCAGAAGGAUUCAUCGCCGUUUGUUCUGCCUGGGUCGUAUCGAUGCAUUGCUGCGCAGCCCCUCGAACUGUGCGGAGGCGUGGAAACCUUGGAAGCGAUUGAGUCCCUUGAUGAAAACCAGGCUGUCGCUUCUCCGUUCGAUUUGAAGCUUUCCUUCUGUCUACGCAAAGGACUAUACGCCACAACGAUGAUAACCGAGCUGACGAGUGGUGGAUGCAGCCAGUAA
Blastocystis hominis is the source of this 1842-nucleotide messenger RNA. RefSeq names its product tRNA pseudouridine synthase D. NCBI's taxonomy places the organism in Eukaryota, Bigyra, Opalinata, Blastocystidae. Gene Ontology annotation, molecular function: pseudouridine synthase activity; RNA binding. The transcript is spliced from 6 exons. Gene Ontology annotation, biological process: pseudouridine synthesis. The record is from RefSeq and is a predicted model, not a curated record. Gene Ontology annotation, cellular component: nucleus. The coding region runs from base 1 to 1842 and encodes 613 amino acids.